Molecule: messenger RNA, 1407 nt
Organism: Neoarthrinium moseri
Lineage: Eukaryota; Fungi; Ascomycota; Sordariomycetes; Amphisphaeriales; Apiosporaceae
Exons: 2
Coding region: 1-1407 (468 amino acids)
Biological process (GO): amino acid transmembrane transport
Cellular component (GO): vacuolar membrane
Molecular function (GO): amino acid transmembrane transporter activity
Source: RefSeq, a predicted model, not a curated record
AUGAGCAGUAACACCUACCAUCCUGGCCAUGUGCGACGGGAGAAAGGUGAAAGACUAGGUCCGGGCGAUCCCGACGCUGGUGUCCUAGCAGAAAGCGACCGCGAGAGAGGCGGUUAUACAGGCCCAGGCUUCGUAAACGACGUCUUCGGCGAGGAACAGGGUCAUGACAUCAAAUACAAGACAUUAACAUGGCCAAUGGUGGCGCUCCUCAUGAUCACCGAGAUCGUGUCGAAUGGCAUGCUGAGUCUGCCUAGUAGUCUAGCAGCGGUCGGCAUUGUCCCGGCAGUUGUCGUGAUCUUCUUUCUCGGCGCAUUUGCGACGUAUACGGCAUGGGCACUAAUACAGUUCAAGCUCAGACACCCGGAAGUCCACAACAUGGGCGAUGCUGGUAUGAUCAUGUUUGGGCCUAUCGGGAGAGAGAUACUCGCCGGCGGGACUAUCAUCUUCGCCGUUUGCGCUACAGGCAGUCAGAUGCUUGCCGGCCAACUUGCGUUAACAGUCCUCUCGGACACUAAGCUAUGUGCCCUGGCCUUUACAGGCAUUUUUGCCGCCGCUACAGUCAUGGUCAGUUUCCCAAGGACCCUUGGAAACCUUGGCUGGCUUUCGGUAGCUGGAGGAAUAUCCAUCAUUGUGGCUGGUAUCGUUGCAAUGGCUGGCGCUGGAGCGUCUCCUGUUGCGCCAGGUGAUAUCGCCAUCACGAUCUCGACAGACUUUACGUCGGCCUUCAUCAGCAUCACCAAUCCCGUUUUCGCCUAUGCCGGGCAUUUUAUGUUUUUCAUCCUGAUAUCUGAGAUGCAAAGACCCCGAGAUGCCAUGAAGGCCGCUUGGGCCCUGCAAAUAGUAGCCACGACAUUCUACAUCGUUUUCGCAGUUGUUACGUACUGGUAUGUAGGCUCAGGGGUCUCGAGCCCAAGUCUUCUCAGCCUGGAGCCCCUGUGGGCCAAGAUCAGCUUUGGUCUCGCGAUUCCAAACUUCCUCAUCGCUGGGGCACUAUACAGCCACACGGCAGCGAAACUCGUGUUCGUGCGGAUCUUCAGGCACAGCCGGCAUAUUCACUCGCAUACAUUUACCGGCUGGGGCAUGUGGACCUUUCUGAUACUUCUUGCUAACGUUGCAGCCUUCGUGCUGGCUGUCGGCAUCCCAUCCUUCAACUAUCUGGUUGGUAUUACAGCAUCGUUGUUCGCGGCCUGGUACACCUAUGGUCUCGCGGGAAUGUUCUGGCUCCACGAUACUUACCACUUCAAAGGUGGAGCACGCGCCUGGGUCAAAAGACCGCUCAUGCUGGUGGUAAAUGUUCUUACCAUUCUGGCCGGGGCCUUCAUCUGCGUUGGAGGGCUGUAUGCAACAAUCAAGGCAUUGCAGAUGGCAUCUGAGGCGGGUUUAUUGCCUUCGCCUUUCCAGUGCUAA